Molecule: messenger RNA, 2656 nt
Organism: Erpetoichthys calabaricus (reedfish)
Lineage: Eukaryota; Metazoa; Chordata; Cladistia; Polypteriformes; Polypteridae
Gene: kcnk9
Product: potassium channel, subfamily K, member 9
Exons: 2
Coding region: 1109-2536 (475 amino acids)
Biological process (GO): potassium ion transmembrane transport; stabilization of membrane potential
Cellular component (GO): membrane
Molecular function (GO): potassium ion leak channel activity
Source: RefSeq, a predicted model, not a curated record
UUAUUGCCCGAAAAUGCAAGUGACCAGCCACCGAGCUCGUAUCCAUACAAAUGACACUGAUUCCUGUGUUCGAUCUGGGAAGCUACAUUUUAACGUUACAGUGGGGAAUUCGGAUAUCCAGUCAAGAAAAUCUAUUCGAGGCUCCCAGUCUAGUGCACAUUUUACCAAUUUCUAAGGUUGAUUUACUCUUGCCGAGGCUGCUACAAUGUCCAUUUUAUCCAGACUGGAAAUCCGGAGGGGGUGGGGGACUAGACUGGCUACCUAAAAGACAAGACGGCGCACGCAAGAAAGCCUGAUUGCCUUUAAACCUUUAAAUAAUCUGUCUGAGCGCGGCUUGCAUCGUGAAUUUUUAAAAACGUGAGCGCUAACUGACAGAGAGAGAGCGGGGUAAGCGACAGCCUCCACGAAUGUGCUUUUUGUGUUCCCUGGAUGUGGCGUGUGUGUAAUUCUUGCGCGCACUAAUUUAGGAUCUUCGCCUCUGAUCACAGACCCCCUCGGAGAUCAUCCAGUGAGUUGCAGUUAUCAGAUCUGCUGCUGCGUUACCUUUAACUCUUUCAACCGCUUGCCUUCGGGACUAGGGGGGAGCAUUAAGGAAGAAAAAGAAAGCCUAUUCGUUUAGUCUUUUCCGUUUUGGAUUUUUGUAUAUACCUUGCUUGGGUUUUAAUUUUUAAUGGCAGUGGACGUUCGGGUUUGCGUCUGCAAUAUUUGUUUCUUUAGAAACGGAGUUUUUUUCUGAAAGGCUGCAGUUUGUCCUGAUGGAGGAAAGCACACCAGAAUAAAGUGGUGCCAACUGCGGGAAAAAGUUCGGAAAGAAAUGCUUUGCGACGAUCUUCCUUUUCAGCUGAAUUUACCAAUGGGAUGUUUGAAUUGCUUUCCAAAAUCCAUCAAAGUGCUGCUGGGGUCUCUUUAUGCAUACAUGCCAACUCCAUAGGAGUAGGUUGCAUUUUUCUCUCUUUUUUUUUUGGACUGCCGCUUCAUGCCUAGAUAAUCUCUUCCCUUGUAUGUCUCUUCCAUUUCUGUGCAUUUGUGAGCUUGUCAUUGUUUUAUUUUUGAAACUAAAGAAGGCUAAAUCAAAGAAGAUUUCGGGCUGAUUUCUCUUUGGUUGUUGAUGGCACUACGCGCUGGGACGUCUUGGUUUGGGCAGGUCUUGCGCAGAGUAUCUCGGCUGCAGGGCACCUGGUCCCGGCGAUCAAGCAGCCUGCUGUGCCUCUCUUCCACCCAGGAACACGACCAGGAAGCCGGGAACAGGGACCACCACUGCAUUCACCACCACAUCAGUGUCCAUCGCCCUCCCCAACACGAUCUUUGCCCUGCUGGGUCCGAAAGCUGCAAAAACCUUCCCAGCUGCUGCUGCGCCUUCUUGGAAAAGCCGAGGGGACAUGAGCCCCUCACUCAGCGGUUCCUGGUGGCCAUGAAGCGGCAGAACGUGCGGACCCUGUCCCUGAUCAUCUGCACGUUCACCUAUCUCUUGGUCGGGGCAGCGGUGUUCGAUGCCCUAGAGUCGGAUUUUGAAAUGAGGGAGAACGAGAAGCUGCAGGCCGAGGAAAAACGUCUCCAAGGGAAAUAUAAUAUUAGCGAAGAGGACUACCGGCAGCUGGAGACGAUCAUUGUCGAGGCCGAGCCUCACCGAGCUGGGGUUCAGUGGAAAUUUGCGGGCUCUUUCUACUUUGCUAUCACAGUCAUUACAACUAUAGGCUAUGGGCAUGCUGCUCCAGGAACUGAUGCUGGGAAAGCCUUCUGCAUGUUCUACGCCGUGCUAGGAAUUCCUCUAACCCUAGUGAUGUUCCAAAGCCUUGGGGAACGCAUGAACACCUUUGUCAAAUAUCUCCUCAAGAGAAUUAAAAAGUGUUGUGGCAUGAGGAGCACGGAGGUUUCAAUGGAGAAUAUGGUGACGGUGGGGUUCUUCUCAUGUAUCGGCACUCUCUGUAUUGGAGCCGCAGCUUUCUCGCACUGUGAAGACUGGAGUUUCUUCCAGUCUUACUAUUAUUGCUUCAUUACAUUGACUACUAUAGGAUUUGGGGAUUUUGUGGCUCUACAGAACAACAAAGCUCUGCAAAAGAAACCCUUAUAUGUGGCCUUUAGCUUCAUGUAUAUUCUAGUGGGCUUGACGGUCAUUGGAGCCUUCCUCAAUCUUGUUGUGCUUCGUUUUCUUACCAUGAACAGUGAAGACGAGAGAAGGGAUGCUGAGGAGAGAGCAUCCUUAGCAGGAAACCGUAACAGUAUGAUUAUCCACAUCCAGGAGGACUCGCAGCAUGGCCGACAGCGCUACAAAGCAGAAGUAACGGAUCUCCAAUCUGUCUGCUCCUGCAUGUGCUACAGGUCCCAUGAGUUUACUAGCCGGGUGGUUUCCCACCAGAACUCCUUCAGUUCACAGCUGAACCCCCAGUACUUUCACUCUGUCUCAUAUAAGAUUGAGGAAAUUUCACCAAGCACCUUGAAAAACAGCCUUUUUCCUUCACCUAUUAGUUCGGUCUCCCCAGGCCUCCACAGCUUCACUGACAACCAUCGCCUCAUGAAAAGGAGGAAAUCCAUUUGAGAAUAUCACUCUUUCCUUUUUUGGACUCUCUCCAACAAGUUCCCACCUCCAUUACUUAGCAAACAUUGGUUCAGUUUUGCGUUCUGUCUCCUCAAACUAUGUUUGGGUGAUGGAAUGAUA